Suillus subalutaceus is the source of this 1413-nucleotide messenger RNA. RefSeq lists its product as uncharacterized. The record is from RefSeq and is a predicted model, not a curated record. The coding region runs from base 346 to 1413 and encodes 355 amino acids. Gene Ontology annotation, molecular function: protein binding. The transcript is spliced from 6 exons. NCBI's taxonomy places the organism in Eukaryota, Fungi, Basidiomycota, Agaricomycetes, Boletales, Suillaceae.
CAUCACCUGAACCCUCUCACCUCAACUUCAUGCACAGCCCCCCAUUUCCCCACUCACGUCUUCUCGUACCACUUAUUCUGUCCCAGUCCAUCCUCGAUUCUUGUCGUUUUCCUUAACACAGCAUCAUGCUCGGUAGCUCAGAGGCCGAUAUAUCAAUCUCGAAGUUAUCGGUGGAAAAAAUCUUCAAGUUCCUCCAAGCGCAUUUCCGCCGGCAUUUACAUAUCCAUCAAUGUUGACUCGAGGAGACGCUGGAAAUCAGCCACCAGAGUUCUAUCAUCCGACGAAUCAGUAGCGUGGGGCGAUGCCGUGACCCUGUACAGUGCAUGGCGAUUUUCGGAUGCGACGAUGACUGAUCUUCCGCUUGUAGAUUAUAGACAUAUCACCCGAACUAUCGGCGGAGAUCAGGGCAUCCUUCGAGUUCGAUCGGAUAUUGGGCAGUGGAGAGGUCGUUGGAAACUUGAGACGUCAUGGGAUGUACUGCUCGACCGUGGAGAUGAGCCUUUCGACAUCUCGUUCCCGCCCGUUUAUGGUGACGGCGCACUACUUAACUCCAUCGUUGAAAGUGAGAUUGCUCGAGACACGGAUGCGGGCCAUGAACGAUUUGCCACAUAUGUGACAAGCAAGACGGUCUCACACCUGAAUGAUGCCGUACAGCAUUUUCAGUUGGUCCUGGACCAAUGUCCGAUCGGCCAUCCUGACCACGCAGGGGCUCUCACCGACCUUGCGUGGGCCCGCCUUCGAUGCUACAUUCAAAAGGAUCUUCAAGCCAUCGACUGUAUAACUUCUCUCUUCCGUGGAGCCCUUGCAUUGCGUCCGCAGGGCCAUCCCAAUCACGCAUUAUCCAUCUAUCAUCUCAUUGACGCGUUGAUCUUGCGCUACAAACAGGAGAACUUCACCGCCGUCUAUAUCCAUGAAUCCGCGCAACUGUCCUGCAAGCUACUGCCCCUCUGUCCAGAGGGCACCUACCUUCGUAGCAUUGCGGCGGGGGCAGAUGGCAUUGAUUUUGUAAUCUGCGAAUGCAACAAUCUUCCAAUAGACGCAUCUGAUGAAGACAUCCACCUUCGACGAGUCGUACUCAAGCUCUGUCCUCUGGGCAAUGAGCACUGUCCAAAAGCACUAGAUAAUCUUGCAUGGGCCCUCGGUUCACGUUUUGAACAACGCAGCAGUAUUGGUAAUCUAGAAGAGUCCUUGUCACUCUGGACCUGCUUCAAUUGCCAAGACAAAUAUCAUGAUCUCAACGAGGCCAUCUCUCUGUACAAAGAAGCGCUGCGCCUGUGCCCUGUUGGACACGAAUCUUGUGACUUCUCAUUGGACAACCUAGGAGUCGCCCUCUUCACCCGUUUCAACAAACGCGGUGAUGUUAAUGAUAUCAACGGAGCCAUCAGCACUUCAGCCUCCAUCACGAGGCACUGA